This is a messenger RNA of Otolemur garnettii (small-eared galago), 1311 nucleotides long. RefSeq names its product tyrosyl-DNA phosphodiesterase 2 (gene TDP2). Bases 30 to 1118 code for a protein of 362 amino acids. Gene Ontology annotation, molecular function: 5'-tyrosyl-DNA phosphodiesterase activity; single-stranded DNA binding; protein binding. The record is from RefSeq and is a predicted model, not a curated record. Gene Ontology annotation, cellular component: PML body; cytoplasm. The transcript has 7 exons. NCBI's taxonomy places the organism in Eukaryota, Metazoa, Chordata, Mammalia, Primates, Galagidae. Gene Ontology annotation, biological process: double-strand break repair.
UCAGCGGGCGGUGAGAAGGCUGGGAGCUGAUGGAGGAAGGGAAGGGGCCGGAGGGCGGGGCGAGAGCGGCGGACGAAACUGAUGAGCCCGAAGUGAAGAAGCGGCGUUUAUUGUGUGCGGAGUUUGCCGCGGUCGCGAGUUGCGACGCCGCCGUUGCUCAGUGCUACCUGGCCGAGAACGACUGGGAGAUGGAAAGAGCGCUGAACUCCUACUUCGAGCCGCCGGUGGAUGAGAGCGCCUUAGAAAGCCGCCCCGAGACCGCCAGUGAGCCAGAGAACUGUGUUGACUUAACCAAUGAAGAAGCAACUGAGUCUACUAGUUCUAAAAUCAGCCCGUCUGCAGAUACUCAGCAAGAAGAUGGCAGCGUAUUCUCUUUCAUUACCUGGAAUAUUGAUGGACUGGAUCUAAAUAAUCUGCCAGAGAGGGCUCGAGGGGUGUGUUCCUAUUUGACUUUGUACACGCCUGAUGUGGUAUUUCUACAGGAAGUUAUUCCCCCAUAUUAUAGUUACCUAAAGAAGAGAGCAAGUAAUUAUGAGAUUAUUACAGGUCGUGAAGAAGGAUAUUUCACAGCUAUAAUGUUGAAGAAAUCAAAAGUGAAAUUAAAAAGCCACGAGGUUAUUCCUUUUCCAGAUACCAAAAUGAUGAGAAACCUAUUAUGUGUACGUGUGAGUGUGUCGGGAAGUGAAUUUUACCUUAUGACUUCCCAUUUGGAGAGCACCAAAGGGCAUGCUAAGGAACGAAUGAAUCAGUUAAAAAUUGUCUUAAAGAAAAUGCAAGAGGCUCCAGAAUCAGCUACAGUUAUAUUUGCAGGAGAUACAAAUUUAAGGGAUCAAGAAGUUACCAAAUAUGGUGGUUUACCCAACAACAUUUUGGACGUCUGGGAGUUUUUAGGCAAACCUAAACAUUGCCAGUAUACAUGGGAUACACAGAUGAAUUCUAAUCUUGGAAUAACUUCUACUUGUAAGCUUCGUUUUGAUCGGAUAUUUUUCAGAACAGCCGGAGAAGAGAGCCACAUUAUUCCCCGAAGUUUAGACCUCCUUGGGUUGGAAAAACUGGACUGUGGUAGAUUUCCUAGUGAUCAUUGGGGUCUUCUGUGCAACUUAGAUAUAAUAUUAUGAAAUGCUUUCAAAUAUGAGUUUUAAAUGUUUUAUUCUGGAUUUUUGCAAAUACAAUUUCUACCUUAUGGAAAGGUAAGUUUACUAUGGAGCAGUUAAUAUCUUGGAUCAUUGUAACAGGAAAAAAAGCAACUAUAAGUUCUAUUUUGUGAUUGUGUCCUCAGAAUUUAAGAUUAAAGAUUAAUGGUUAUUUAAA